AUGGCUGUUAGUGAAUCUUUAAAACGUGAAAUAUGCGAGUAUAGUCAAAAAAAUCUUAAUAAAAAACAAGCAGAUAUUGCUAAACACUUUAAUUCCAAAGAUUCUAGUUUAAACUUAGAUCGAACUACAAUAUCUAAAAUUUUAAAAGAUAAAUCAAAAUACCUCUGGAUUGAACAAGUUACUAACGGUGAUAUGAUUGUAACAAAAUUAAUGAUUAAAGAAAAAGCUGCUGAUUUCGCAAAAGCUUUGAAUUUAGAAGAUGACACUUUGAAAUUUUCAAAUAAAUAG
This is a messenger RNA of Racocetra persica, 288 nucleotides long. Lineage: Eukaryota; Fungi; Glomeromycota; Glomeromycetes; Diversisporales; Gigasporaceae. The record is from the annotation of a GenBank genome assembly.